Molecule: messenger RNA, 219 nt
Organism: Rotaria sp. Silwood2
Lineage: Eukaryota; Metazoa; Rotifera; Eurotatoria; Philodinida; Philodinidae
Source: the annotation of a GenBank genome assembly
AUGUCAUCAUUUACAAAAACACUUUACAAUGUAUUUUUUCGUCGUUCGGCAACUAUUGUCUUAUCAGUUGCUGCUGGUGUAUUUGUUUAUGAACGUGUUAUAAAUAAAACAACGGAUUAUCUAUUUGAACGUCAUAAUCAAGGCAAAUUAUGGAAAGAUGUUCAACCACAAUUUAAACUGCAACUAGAUGAGGAUGAUGAGUCAUCUGGUUCAUCAUAA